Molecule: messenger RNA, 2873 nt
Organism: Wasmannia auropunctata (little fire ant)
Lineage: Eukaryota; Metazoa; Arthropoda; Insecta; Hymenoptera; Formicidae
Product: WAS protein family homolog 1
Exons: 4
Coding region: 673-2169 (498 amino acids)
Biological process (GO): Arp2/3 complex-mediated actin nucleation; retrograde transport, endosome to Golgi; endocytic recycling
Cellular component (GO): WASH complex; recycling endosome; early endosome
Molecular function (GO): alpha-tubulin binding; actin binding; gamma-tubulin binding
Source: RefSeq, a predicted model, not a curated record
UUGAAAGACUAAAAUAUAUCAAAAAUAUAUAUUUAAAUAAAUUUAUUAUCCUGCAAAAAUGCAGCUUGAAUGGUAAUUACGGUGUUCUAUUAUCCUCAAGACACGAGAGUUUUCUCAGCCGCUACAUCGGCAGUUUGUGAUACUAUCUUACCGACCACCUGCGUUCGAGCAGCCUCUCUGGUAAAAGACCGGGAUGGCUCCUCUCACGCCUCUCAUGACUGUCAAGUGUCAGCUGUCAUGCUAGUCAAUAGGCAUGUUUCUCUCUGGCGGAAGUUAGUUCUUCGUAGCUGAAUUUUUUGUACUUUCCCUCUUCCUCCCUCCAACGUUUAAUUAUACAUCUUUGUCAUUUUGAGCGUAAAUAGUACAGCGUAUAGUGCAAUUACAAAGAACGGAAUUCGUAAUUUUUUUGGACGUCAGGCGAUGUCAUCUCAUCAGACAUUGUCAUCUCGUGUUGACUGGUGUCUCGUCAACGAAUUUCAGGAACAUGAUCUGAGGCGGAUGUCAUGCGGCUUACGCCUGAGAUAGUCGAUCGGAUUAACGUAAUUCGCGUACUCGCGUGUCCGUAAUUCAGAGCACGUCGGCACCUCGCACACGUCCCGUGAGACAUGCCCGUCGCCGCUCUGUGAGACGCCUAUCCUCGCUGCUCUCUCGCCGCACCUUGCCGGGAGCAAGAUGCCAGAACGGAUCGAGAUCGGUGUUAUUCCAAAUAAUUUGAGGCAUGAGGAGACUAUAGUUCAAAUAGCGGAAGCUCUGGAUAAUCUGAGCGAUGCUGUCUCAUAUAUAUUCAAUUGCAUUGACAGGAGACUUUCGGAGAACACACAAAGAUUAACCAACAUAAAAGAGAGGGCUAGGAAGCUGGAGGACAGAUUGCACUAUUUACAGACUAAUUUGAACCUGAAAGCGGUAAAAAUGUAUUCUGCUGCUAAGUAUCCGGCUAAUCACACUUACAAGGAGUAUCAAAUGACCAUACCGCCACAGCGCGAGCGUGCCGCUGCUAUACCAAGCGUUUACAAGUGUUCCGUGCCCAUAAAGGAUAUCCCUGAAGCAUAUUUAUCUUCCAAUUGCAAAACGGAGGACGGCCAAUACGCCGCGAAUGUCAGCCUCCAAGAGAAGCUCCAAUUUUAUCACGUGCGAUCGAAGGCUGGCAAAAAAGAUAAUCUCGAGGAUGACGUGGAGCCGUUCCCGCCGCAAUUAUCCUCAGUUAGCGCCCUCCUACUGUUCGACAGCAUGGACAGCCCGUACGAAAAAACGUCCGUGCGAUCGUCGCGUCAAUCUACUGACAAGCAGCAAAUUGAGGACGCCCCAGAUUCGAUUGUACAACCGUGGCUCUCGUCAGAAAUGGACGCGUCUUCCAGCUAUUUGUACACCCCGACCCUCGGAGAGGUCCCUCAAAUAAAUGUACCGCUGACGCUCCCAGAUCUACCAGGCAUUGUAGACGAUGAGAAAUUCGUGCUUGAUCUCAACUCGCAAAGUCCUAUCGCGCCGUCAUCCGCGGUUACGACACCUACCGUUCGUCUAGAUCUACCAACGCCAAUCAGUGACGAGAAAGACUCUCGAGAGCCGAAGGCGGAAGACUGCGCUCCACAUUUGCCUGUUCUAACUGGAACCACGUCCGCCGCAACUGCACCGUCACCCGCGCCGCCGCCUCCGCCACCUCCUACGGUCACCGUAGAUGCGAACAGUGCCGCGAGCAACGAAAAAGUGAAUUUUCAAGUUGCGGCACCUCCGCCACCGCCGCCGCCACCACCGCCACCGCCGCCGAUCGCGGAGCUGCCGGCCGUGUCCGCGCCAAGUGACGGUUCGAAGAAGAAGGACAAGACACCGAGCCGUCCGCCUGCGACAGCCGCAACGGACGAUCGAUCCAAUCUGAUGGCGGCGAUACGAGACGCUGGCGGUAUAGGCAGAGCGAAAUUGAGGCCCACCGUGCCGGACGAGAAGAAGGGCGAUCGAUGGUCCUCGGCCUCGGUUGGCGGAGAUCUGAUGGCGGAUCUGCAUGCGAAACUGGCGCUGAGACGCAAAGGUAUCGCCGGCUCGACGGUAGGCGCCCUGGAGAGGAUGUCGAGUUUGAUACCGCCACCCCCGAAACCGAACGAAGCGUCCGCGUCGGACAGAAAUUCCGCCACCAGCGAAUACGACUCCCAACCCGACACGGACGAUUGGGAGGAGUGAUGAUUGCUGUUGCGGUAAUUGGUAUAAGAGCGGCGUGCCGUUGAACGAUUAUUGUGACAAAUGCGGAAUCAUGACAAAUGGCUUGAAAGUAAUCGGCAUCCGCGCGUGAACACUCAGGGGUACUUUUAGUGGACAGAUCCAAUGAAGUAGAGGAGAAUAGAAUCACAAUACGCAGAUCUAGUUAUUUUUUUAUUCAACAGAUCUGAAAAUUAUUUGAUUUUAAAUUUCACUUUCGUCCGAUGGCCACUAAUUGUAUCUUUUUUUUUUUUACGAGAAAAUAAUUUGUAUAAAUCUAUAUUUAAUAUAUUAUUCUGGUAGUAUUACAAUAAUUUGAACAAAAUAAGAUUACGCGACUAUUUACAGAUGGAUAAAUUACAGAAUUUCCGUGGAGAUAGUAGAAGAAUUAAUAUGAAAGAAUAAGUAACAGAAUAGAAAAUUUUAUUUUGUGCGUCAAUACAUUUUCCCAGAAAACUAAUUAUUUACUUAUAUUUAUGUAUACAGAUUUUCAUUUUGUUCGUUAUAUAUGUAUAUUAUGUACGAUCUUCCUCAGAAAAAAUCUUGUACAUAAAGUAUAUUACAGAGGUAAUUAGCCCAUUAAAGUCCUGAUUGUAAAUUCCUUAAUAAACGAUACAGUGUACAAUAUGCGAAUGUAACUAAUAUGUAUAUAUACUGUUAUGUUAAUAAAGUUUUAUAUUCAAACUGUA